GUUCAGAUCACACAAAUGAGGUAUGAAUUCUAAAAUCAGAUGCAAAUCAUUGGCAUAAACUAACAUUAUGUCCAGGGGCAGUACAAAUGCAGUACAGGAGAAACAUCACAGAUAUGGCUCAUCUCAUUUCACUCAACUUGCUCUUUUCAGCGUGUUGCACAGGGGCAUAUGUUUUACACGUCUAUCGGUUUGUCAAUGAAAAUAAAACCUGGAUCGAAGCUCAGACCUACUGUAGAGAGAAAUACACCGAUCUGGCCACCAUUAACAACAUGACUGAGCUAAACAAGCUAAGUGACAUCCUGAAGGAUAAAACUGCCAAACAAGCUUGGAUUGGAAUACGGAGGAAAGACACCUGGAUAUGGCGGUGGUCACUGGCAAAUGAAGCCUUAUAUGGCAAUUACACCAAAUGGUCUGCGACUCAACCAGACAACUGGUUGGGAAUGGAGUUCUGUAUUCAAAUGUUUGGAGAUAAUGGCUUGUGGAAUGAUUGCUACUGUAACAGCUUAACGCCUUUUGUGUGUUAUGCAGAAAAGAACACAAGCACUAAUACAUACAUAUUUGUUAAUGUGGCAAUGACCUGGUAUGAUGCCCGGAUCUACUGCAGACAGAAAUACACCGACCUGGUCAGUGUGAGGAACCAAACUGAGUAUAUGGAGGUCUGGAAUGUUGCAAAGUCCUCUUAUUCUGUUUGGAUCGGUCUGUACAAUGACUCCUGGACCUGGUCAGAUCAGAGUAAAUCCUUAUUCACAUACUGGACCCAGAAUAAUGUCAGUGGAGAUUUUAACUGUGGUGUAGUGGUUGUGUCGAAGCCACACCAGUGGAAUACCGGCAACUGCACCGAAAAACUCCCAUUCAUUUGCCAUGAAAACACGCUGAUCCUGAUUAAUGAGAAUCUGAGCUGGUGGGAAGCUCUGAACUACUGCAGGAACAAUCAUCAUGACCUGGUCUCAGUUCGCAGUGAAGAGAUGCAGCUCUGGGUGAAGGACGUGGCUCAAAAAGCCUCCAGUGAACACGUGUGGCUCGGUCUGCAUCACGACUGUGCCCAGCGUAUCUGGUUCUGGGUUUACGGAUCGAUGAUCUGCUAUCAGAACUGGGCUCCGGGGUACGGGACCUGGAAUGAAGACUGCAGCCAGGAGAAGAGAAGUGGAGCAGUUCAGGCUGGAGGAACGCAGCAGUGGAUCGAUCUGCCUGAGAGCUACAAACUCAACUUCAUCUGCUCUUUGAAAGACGAUCUGUUUAAGUAAACAAAGACUGGACACAUGAAGACAAGUUGUGGUCCAUCAUCUGUAUCCAGCAUCAGCAGAUCUACAGCCGUCUCUCAUUUAUCAUUUUCAAUACAUGCUGUUCAUCCAGAUCAUUUCAUUAUUUGUUUAUUAUAAUAUUCAGUAAAUUCUAUAAAAUCAAUGCAACAUGAACUUGUAAUAUUUUUAAAGUUAUAAUUCUAUACUUUAUUUUUUCAUAAUCAAGGUUAGAGAAAAGAGUUUUAUGGGCAGUUAAGGGGACAUUUAUUUUCUUGAUUUUUGACACUUGUUGGGAAUGCAAUUAAUUUUCUUUCCUCGUGGACUAAUGGGUUUCUUCUUUAGAUGUUUCAGAAUCACAUGUUGGUGGAUAUUCUACCUGGAUUUUUUUUCACUUGAUUUUUAAUGUGUAACAGUGUAAACUGUAAUGACUGAAGACUGAAAGUUUGCAUCAAAAAAAAAUCGACUUGUACACAA
Messenger RNA from Silurus meridionalis, 1715 nucleotides. RefSeq names its product macrophage mannose receptor 1-like. Bases 87 to 1244 code for a protein of 385 amino acids. The record is from RefSeq and is a predicted model, not a curated record. The transcript is spliced from 6 exons. Lineage: Eukaryota; Metazoa; Chordata; Actinopteri; Siluriformes; Siluridae.